GACGGGCGCGCAGGCGCGCAGGCGCGGCGGGGGGAGCGAGGUCGCGCAGGCGCAGACGGCGUUGGUUCGAGAAGACCUUCAGCGUUGCCUUGGUGGAGCGGGACGGGCCCACCCUCCGGUUGUAGAUAUGUGUAACACACCAACUUACUGCGACCUAGGAAAGGCUGCCAAGGAUGUCUUUAACAAAGGGUAUGGGUUUGGCAUGGUCAAAAUAGAUCUGAAAACCAAGUCAUGUAGUGGAGUGAUGGAAUUUUCUACUUCAGGUCAUGCUUAUACUGAUACAGGGAAAGCAUCAGGCAACCUAGAGACCAAAUAUAAGGUCUGCAACUAUGGGCUCACCUUCACCCAAAAGUGGAAUACAGACAAUACUCUUGGGACAGAAAUCUCUUGGGAGAAUAAGUUGGCUGAAGGGUUGAAACUGACUCUUGAUACCAUAUUUGUACCAAACACAGGAAAGAAGAGUGGAAAAUUAAAGGCCUCCUAUAGACGGGAUUGUUUUAGUCUCGGCAGUAAUGUUGAUAUAGAUUUUUCUGGACCGACCAUCUAUGGCUGGGCUGUGUUGGCCUUUGAAGGUUGGCUGGCUGGCUAUCAGAUGAGUUUUGACACAGCCAAAUCCAAACUGUCUCAGAAUAAUUUCGCUCUUGGUUACAAGGCUGCGGACUUCCAGCUGCAUACUCAUGUGAAUGAUGGCACUGAGUUUGGAGGCUCUAUCUACCAGAAAGUUAAUGAGAAGAUUGAAACGUCAAUAAACCUGGCGUGGACAGCUGGCAGCAACAACACUCGUUUUGGCAUUGCUGCUAAAUAUAAGCUGGAUUGUAGAACUUCUCUAUCUGCCAAAGUAAACAAUGCCAGCUUAAUUGGCCUGGGCUACACACAGAACCUCAGACCAGGAGUCAAACUGACCCUGUCAGCUUUAAUAGAUGGAAAGAACUUCAAUGCAGGAGGCCACAAGGUGGGAUUGGGAUUUGAACUGGAGGCUUAACGUGGUUUUGAGUAGAGUGUUGAUUUUCCCUGGAAAUGAAGAGAAAUGAACCCACUAUGUUUUGGCCUUAAAAUUCUGUGAAAUUUCAAAAGGGUGAACUUUUUAUUCUUCCAAAGAAUUGUAAUUCUUCCCACACUGAGGUCUAGAGAUUACGGAUCCAUCCAACGGGAGGUCCUGGAAGGCAUGCCUGGAAAUUGUCAUGUUUGUGCCACAUUUCAGUUGAGUUCUGCAGAGUUAAUUUAAAUAUGUUCCUCAGCAACAACGUAGUGUCAUGUUAAAGGAAGUGACCUGCCUCCCCCCGUCUGUACACCACGGCCUGCAUGUCCCAGUCCACAUUUCCAUGGCCUUUUGUUAUAUCAGUCUCUGCUCUAGUGAGAGCUUUGGUUUUGCAUCAGAGUAAAAUAAACCCAUCACAUUUGGAACAUAA
This is a messenger RNA of Mus pahari (shrew mouse), 1409 nucleotides long. RefSeq names its product voltage dependent anion channel 3 (gene Vdac3). Gene Ontology annotation, cellular component: mitochondrial outer membrane. Gene Ontology annotation, molecular function: voltage-gated monoatomic anion channel activity. Lineage: Eukaryota; Metazoa; Chordata; Mammalia; Rodentia; Muridae. The record is from RefSeq and is a predicted model, not a curated record. Gene Ontology annotation, biological process: monoatomic anion transmembrane transport. The transcript has 10 exons. Bases 128 to 982 code for a protein of 284 amino acids.